Messenger RNA from Schizophyllum commune H4-8, 625 nucleotides. RefSeq lists its product as uncharacterized. Lineage: Eukaryota; Fungi; Basidiomycota; Agaricomycetes; Agaricales; Schizophyllaceae. The transcript has a single exon. The record is from RefSeq and is a predicted model, not a curated record. The coding region runs from base 68 to 556 and encodes 162 amino acids.
GAGCAUCGAGUCCUGAAUAUUCGCGGGAGAGCCCCGUACUCACUGUAUAGAACAAGUGGUGCUUGGGAUGGUAUGGACAAUUGCAGCUGGAUGGUCAGCAUAUAAAGGGCAGAGCAUUGCUAGCGUCGCUGCUGGUGGUCACCCGGAUGCGCGACCAGGCAACUCAAGACGAUAUCAGGAAGAGCAGAUGCGACACUGUAUAGAGACAGAUGGAGUGAGACGAGGGGCUCUGACGGCGGUAAUGCUAGAUUUCCAAUGCCUUCACGCCAUCAUGGUACGCACGCGCGCGUUUUCGUCGACCAUGAUGCGUACAACAACGACAUCUGGACUCAAAGACCCAUGGUGGUCAGAACUUGCAGGACCUCUCGACGCUCGCAACAGAUCUUCUAGGGAUAGUUCAGUUACGCCAAUUGGUCAAAUCAAGAGUGCGUACACGACGAAACCCGGCAACCAGCAUAUUCAUACGAAUGACGGCUCACCAUCGUCGGCGUAUGUUUGCCGAGAUUGUCUUGAACUUCGACGUCUGUCGUAUCUCUCUCGACCACAAACGCAUUAGAGCAGCUAGCACUUAGUAACCUCUGUCACUCGAUCUAGCGCGUAGCUUGCAGCAAUCACUCUAUUGAGU